UUUACUUUUUUUAGUUCAAAGUUUAAAAAUAUUAAGCAAAAACAGAUUUGUUUCCUAUGAUUAGUAGAUUAAUUAUUGUUUACACGUUACUCGUUAAAGCUGUCAGUUUGGAAGCAAAUCAUUAUUACCUUUCUUCCAAUGGUGCCUCUUAGCCAAACUGGCAACUGGCAAUACAGUUGAUACUGUUUCCAUGUUACACUUCUGCACGUAUGUAUUUGGGUCCUUCUGAAAUCCUGGCCAGGAGUAUUGGCCGCGUCGAAGCACUAAUCUAAGGAUAUCCUUGUGCCUCUGGAGAGCACACUGACCGAAUAGGAAUGGCUUUUAAGGAUCGGCAACGUGAAUUUCGGCCGCGUGCCGUGCUUGGAGUGUCCGUGUGGUUAUAGCUGGCCUAAAUACGGUUACGUUUUGGGUAGUGUCCAAAAAAAAGACAACAUUUUACUGCGUUGAAAAAGAAGAGUACGAGGACAUUGUACAGGUGGUUCAAAGAUUCCGAGGAACAGCCGGAAUCAUGACCGGUUGUUGUCUUUUUUUUACAACCUUAUCCACCCACAAUCACAACAACUCUAGUACACAUUGUUCGAUAUAAACCAAUGCCUUGCCCUGCAUAAAUUUACUCGUACCUUAUAUUGAAUUUACCUUAUUUUGUUUACUCGUGCCGGAACUUCCAGCGCUGAACCCAAUUAUAUAGUUUUUAUAGUGCGGUUAUUCCCCAAAAUCUUCAUUCUUACGGUCCUUAAUCCGUAUUACCGGUACAAAGUCCAGAUUUUUACUGUUACUUUAUUGUAACCCGCACGCAUAUGUGUGCUGUUCGUUUUCCGUUACAACGCGCUGAUUCGACGCGUAAAUGGCAAAGGAAAAUACAUCCGAGCAAACUUGAUUUCAGAAUUUCAGCCAAGCUGUAUCUACUUUUUAUUUUGUAUUUGUUAGUUAAAAUUUUAAAACACUACCGCUCUCUAUAAGUCUUAAUUUUUACUAAUUAAUUGAAAUAUAAGCUACUUUAUAUUUUUUCUUUACGUGUGUAUAUAUUUUAGCUUUAUCUUCGUAAUUCGAAUGAAAUGGGUAAUUGCUUAAAAAUAAGAACUUCAGAUGACAUUUCACUUUUACGCGGCAAUGACAGUACUUAUGGACAAAUCAGCGUGGCACAGCCAAUGUACCAUCAGGGCGAGCAUUAUCAACGAGAAUUUUACCCUUCCACGUCGGCUCCGGCAACGCGUACGCCAUCUUCUAAUAUUCGUCAACUUUCCGAUGAAAAUCAAGUCAAAAUUGCAAAGCGUAUUGGAUUAAUGCAGUACUUGCCGAUAGGAACAUACGACGGGUGCUCGAAAAAAGAACGAGAAUGUGUUAUUUGCAUGGCUGAAUUUUGUAUUAAUGACGCUGUACGUUAUCUUCCUUGCAUGCAUAUUUAUCAUGUUAAUUGUAUAGAUGAUUGGUUAUUGAGAAGUCUUACUUGUCCCAGUUGCUUAGAGCCUGUUGACGCUGCUUUACUGACGAGUUAUGAUUCGACAUAGCGUUAUAAAAACAAUAAUUUUGUCUCUGUAAUUUGUUUUGGGAUAACAAAAUUAAGCUUACCAGGUAUAAAUUAUUAUUUUAUUUAAAUUAAAUUCAUUAAUAUAUUAAUUUGUUAUUGCUUUAUUAUUGAAACGUGUUAUAAUAUUUAAUUUGUUUUAAACUAAAAUAAAAUUAUCCACAAUUGCAAGCUCAAGAAUUUAAACGCUAAA
This is a messenger RNA of Drosophila yakuba, 1718 nucleotides long. It is a transcript of the gene Rnf11, whose product is annotated as RING finger protein 11. The record is from RefSeq and is a predicted model, not a curated record. The transcript is spliced from 2 exons. Bases 1056 to 1508 code for a protein of 150 amino acids. NCBI's taxonomy places the organism in Eukaryota, Metazoa, Arthropoda, Insecta, Diptera, Drosophilidae.